UUUGCUCUUCGCAACUUGCAUGCAUUUGCAUUUUUUCCUCCUCGUUCGCCCAACAAAUCAAACUGUCAAACAACAGUGUACCAAUAUCCGAAAUUAUUGUGUAUUUUUACACCUCCGAUUUUGUUCGAUAAAUCAACAGCACAUACGUUUGCUUGCUAGAGUGUAAGACGGGUGUAAAAAAUGUAUCUGUAACUAUUCGGAGCAGCUGGGUGUGAUAAAAUUUAACUGUUUACAUUCUGCUACGGUCACAGCUCCAACCAAACAACCAUCAUGGAUAAAAUGGAGGAGAUCAAGUACAAAGUACUUGAUUUGAUUAACAAAAAGAAGGAUGUAAAGAUUCCCAAGAUGGGGUUCACCGAUUAUUACGUCCAGCAUCAGCAACAGACUCCCAAACCGAGCAAACACUCCUCGGUUCCCGGAUCGUCUCGGAGCGCGGCUGGUGGUGGUUCAUCAUCCGGACGCAAUUCUGCUGCUUCCUCGUCCCUGUUCGAUUACUUUCCAUUCGAUGAGGACGAUGAUGAUGAAGAAUUCCUAGCAAAACGAGGUCAAGACGAAACAGACGGCAAUUGUCACCGGCUCUCGGAUCAGGAAGUUCUCGAAUCAACCGAAGCUAUCUACUUCGAUGCCGGAAGUAACACCGGCCUGCAUGAGCUGACGAAACUCUCCGAAACGGACCAGCUUUUAAACUGCUCCUGCAUCGAACAAGUCAUGACAACCCUGCGGCAACAGCAUAAGGUAAUCUCGAAAAAAGUGCUGCAACUGAUCCUGGAACAGCGACCAGCCUGUCAGCAGGAAUUCCUAAGGAUUCAGGAAACCGAAAACCUACUGAGACAAACGCUCACAGCCUGUCGUACUACCCGCACCCAUCUGGACGGUUCCAAGCAGUUGCUCACGGCUACCAACCUUCAAAUUCUAGCCGCCUACAAAAAGCGCCAAACGCUGAUACAGCUGCUGAAAAUCCUCACCACACUGAAAAGCAUGCGCUCGAUCGAUCAACGCCUGCAAAAACGUCUGACAGAGGCAGACUACGGCGGGGCCAUAGCAAUCCUUCUAGAAAACAAAAACCUUUCCGAGCGCUUUCAACAGUUCCACUGCGUUGAAUCGCUUUCCACCAAACUGCAGGACACCCUCAUCAUGAGCGAAGUUCAGCUGGAAGCUGUCCUCAACGAAGUUCCCAAUGGCUUCGACGCCAAACGCUACGCAAAACUCCAGGAAGCGUAUAAACUGCUUGAAAAACAACUGAUCGCGAUGGACCAGCUGCAUAUGAAUUUCAUCUCCUCGAUCCAUACGGCGGCUUUUACGGUGUUAAAGCAACAUUCGGAAACCAUCAUGCUGCUGGACGACGGAAACAGCAAACAGCAGAAGCUGACCUUCGAGCAGAUGUGCGAGAACGUGCCGAGCGAGAAAUACAUCCACUGCAUGACCGACCUGUGUCGAGCGUUUUGGAAGAUUUUGGUCUCGUACUAUCAGGUUCGCUGCUGGCAUCAGAACCAAAAACUGUACGAAAAGGGCCAGCAAGCACAACAACAACAACGGAAAGAGUCGACUACGAGUACUACAACGACAGUUCCAACCACGGCUAGCGACAGCAAAGAGCAGGGUGCCACCUUCCACGAGGAGUACAUCCAACAGAAGCUGGACAUGGGCCAGUUCCGGCUGUGGAACGACAUACAAGCGAAAAUUGGUAUUUUCAUCAGCUCGACGCGGUUAAGUUCGCUGAAGUACGAGUACUUUAUACAGAUUUUGGCGAUCGUGCAGCGGUUGAAGAAGGUAGGGAUUGAGUUUUGUGACGAUCCAUCGGAGAAGCUGAUGGAGCAUAUGCAGCGACAGAGUGCGGACUUUUUCCGCCGGUAUCACGGGAGUUGCCUGGAGGAGAUUGGACUGUUUUUCGACCACGAAGUGUGGGUUCCGAUUGGGAGUUUUACCGACGUUAGUCAGCUGCAAGAGUACAAAAACUUUAAGCAUGCGUUGGUCAAAGGGCAGAAUGGAAUUGUGAAAGGUGCAACUAGUAAGGAGCAGAAGCAACUGGAUGCUUUGGGAAUGGCUGCAUCGGGUGGGUCACGGGCACAGGUGACCAGUUGUUCUUCGGUUCAUUCUCAGGACGAGAGUUCGCUGUAUGGGUCGUGUGGGUAUUUUCUUCGGUUUACGGAGAAGAGUUCCCCGUUCGAUGGAGGGUUUGAUUGUACAAUGUUGGAAGAGGACAUUUUGGCGGGUAUUGCAGACGAAUCUUCGUAUUAUUAUUCGGAAGAUAGUAGUGACAACAAUGAAAACUAUUUUCCUGGGCAGAGCCCGGAAAAGAAAAAGCCUUCGAGAGAGCAUGAGAAACCCAGUGCGCCCGUUCAAUCUUCUAUGCCACCAACCAAUGGCCUUACCGUGACCAACACAUCGCUGACUGUCCUGCGCUGUAUUGGACGAUAUUUGUACUUUUGUAAACUGCUACAUUCCAUAGCGCCACACAUUGUGCGUUCCAUGACGGAGCUGAUCGAUUUUUAUCUGUACGCGGUUCACGAGAUCUUCUCGCGCGAUCUUCCAGUGCCAAGAGACAAUUUGUACACGCCGUUGCUGCGAAAGACCCUGGACAAGAUUCAGUCCAACUUGAUCAGCAAACUGCGCAAGUGGCCUCUGUCUGACGAGAUGAUUGCCGACGAUCUGGCCAAUCCAGAUCUAGCCUAUGGGUUGCAGAAGCGGAUAAUUGCCACGGAAAGUUGUGUUGGACUGAUCGCUCAAUUCCGGCUGAUGGAGGAGUAUCUGAACGGGUUGCUCCAGCCGGAUCCGGUGGCUCAGGCGGAGUUACGUAGCUACUUGAACGAGAUCGGCGAGUGUGCGACACAUGUUAGGAAACCACUUUACAUGUGCGUCACGGCACGGAUCGUUGAUUUGCAGAUUGUGCUCCACGGCAUGGGCAAGGUUAAGUGGGACAUCAACCAUAUUAAUGCGCAGCACAGUUCCUACGUGGACACAAUCAAUAGGGGCGUUCAACACUUUGCUAUGCGAUUGGAGGAAAUCACAAAGCAACAGAUGACGCCAAGCAUUCCGAAAGAAACACUGUGGGACUGUUUUGCCCAUGUCAUUACACAUCUUUUGGUUGAAGGAUUCUCCAACGCUAAAAAGUGCACCCCUGCUGGUCGAGCGCUGAUGCAGCUAGACUUUACUCACUUCAUCUCGAUCCUGGAGAUGAUCUCGGGUGGGCGCUAUCCAGAACAUCGGGGCUACGUCGAGCAGUACAUUAAGGCGUUCUAUCUGCCGCGGGAUCUGCUGGAGCAGUGGCUUCCAGAGGGUUUCAACGUGCACGGUUAUUCCGUGAAACACCUUACCGGGCUGGUGCAGUGCGCCUGUAGCAGUGACAAAAAGCUCCGGCAACGGCUGCUGGCCAUGCUGGAGAAUGGCAGUAUUAUUGCUAGUGCUGGCGACAGUUAUGUGGCCACUGCGGACGGUUGCAAUAACGAUCGAAGCGCUGCUCCAACACCGAGCGAUCUGAACAAAGAAUCUUCAUCUGCGUAAGUUUUGUUUUUAUAUUCUUAGUUUUUUGUUCGUUGGGGUUUUUAUAGGUAGUUUUGUCAGUGAUAAACCGAUCGACUUUUGGAGAUGUAUCUGGGCCGAUUGAGUGAAGUACGAACGUUUAAUGUCAAAAAUGGGAGGUUACCAAAAAGUUAACUAGAUCCCUUACCUUAGAUACGCUUAUGGGUUAAGCCUUAAGAUCUAGGGCUGCUGGGGUCCAGUCGUAUCGUCGUCUAGUGUUCUGAUAAUUGUAUGUUUUUAAUAUCUUGGUACGUGAGAGAGCAGGGCUCUGUUUGGUUUAUCGGGAACACGCCAAAAAGAUAAUAGAUCCAAUUGUGUUUAAAAAAUUUUGUCAGAUAUUCAAGAACCUAUCUUUUUUUGGAAAACUUAUGAUUAAAAAGAAGCAGUAAACGAUGGCUAAAAUAAAUACCCAGAAUCUUGUUAAAUUUAUUCUUGUUCAAGAAUUCUAUAGCUUUCAAAGGAUCUCCUAGUAAUAUCUUACCCAGUUCCCACGUUUCUACCUCUCAAAAUAUCUGGAAAUACUCGGAACAUUUCUGGGAAUUUCAUGAUUACGGCCACCUGCAUUUUGUUUGUCUAGUUCCCCACUCCAACAAUCCGUCACCGCAAAUCAUUCGUCAAAACCCGACUAUCGAAAAAGACAUCUAUGGUUAAUUCACGUCCUAAGGUUCAAUUUGGCCUUGCGAGAAUUUGAACUCUAAGCUAAGUGACUUGGCUUCCCCAGUACUCGGCCCACAGGUGGAAGUCCCUAGAAACAACCAUGAAACUCCAGUCCGUUAGUUCUUCCAUGAUCUUAUCUACCAUUGUGCCAAACUUUUUGAAGUUCCAUUUUGGUGGAGACAUAUUAUCCGAAACGAUUUGGUGCUAUUUGCUCAAUGUCUCUCGCAGCACGGUCCUAAAAAAUGAUUUUUUGCCGAAAAAUUUUCAAGUUUAAAAUUUUGCAAGAUUCAAAAAAUUCAAGGUUUUUCGCGUGCCCCCCGACCGAAAAAAAUUGAAAAAGAGGAUUUUUUGCCGAAAAAUUUUCAAGUUUAAAAUUUUGCAAGAUUAAAAAAAUUCAAGGUUUUUCGCGCGCCCCCCGAUCGGAAAAAAACGAAAAAAAAGAUUUUUUGCCGAAAAAUUUUCGACUUUAAAAUUUUGCAAGAUUAAAAAAAUUCAAGGUUUUUCGCGCGCUCCCCGACCGGAAAAAAUCGGAAAAAAUGUUUUUUUGCUGAAAAAUUUUCAAGUUUAAAAUUUUGCAAGAUUCAAAAAAUUCAAGGUUUUUCACGCGCCCCCGACCGGAAAAAAUCGAAAAAAAAUGAUUUUUUGCCGAAAAAUUUUCGACUUUAAAAUUUUGCAAGAUUCAAAAAAUUCAAUGUUUUUUGCGCGCGCCCCGACCGGAAAAAAUCGAAAAAAAUGAUUUUUUGCCGAAAAAUUUUCGACUUUAAAAUUUUGCAAGAUUCAAAAAAUUCAAGGUUUUUCGCGCGCCCCCCGACCGAAAAAAAAUGGAAAAAAAUGAUUUUUUGCCGAAAAAUUUUCAAGUUUAAAAUUUUGCAAGAUUAAAAAAAUUCAAGGUUUUUCGCGCGCCCCCCGACCGGAAAAAAUCGAAAAAAAUGAUUUUUUGCCGAAAAAUUUUCAAGUAUAAAAUUUUGCAAGAUUUAAAAAAUUCAAGGUUUUUCGCGCGCCCCCCGACCGGAAAAAAUCGAAAAAAAUGAUUUUUUGCCGAAAAAUUUUCAAGUUAAAAAUUUUGCAAGAUUUAAAAAAUUCAAGGUUUUUCGCGCGCCCCCCGACCGGAAAAAAUCGAAAAAAAGAUUUUUUGCCGAAAAAUUUUCAAGUUUAAAAUUUUGCAAGAUUCAAAAAAUUCAAGGUUUUUCGCGCGCCCCCCCGACCGAAAAAAAUCGAAAAACAUAUUUUUUUGCCGAAAAAUUUUCAAGUUUAAAAUUUUGCAAGAUUCAAAAAAAUUCAAGGUUUUUCGAUUCGACCCGUAGGUUGUCAUUUUCUGAUUGUGAGCAUCUACCUCAGCCUUUUCGCCGAGAACCUCAGCCGCCCUAGCCUUGUGGGUGUUGAGUAGCCGUCCAAAUCCAGGAUCAUCACAAAACAGAUUAAUUGAAGAUUAUUAUAUGCAGAGCUACUGCAGCUACCUUGUCAUCAUGUGUAGUCGGAAAGCGCUUCUUGACAGUCAAGAAACGACGAAAAAAAACUUACUUCCCUGAAGUAAAUAUCUAGGGCGAUCAAUACUUUAGCAUCUCCUCAUGGUGACAUCCAUGAAACCGAGGAAUAUCGGGAGCAAAGUCCUAAACCCGAUGUUAGACCUUAUAAAUUGUCCUUCAAAAUUAUCCCAAAAGCGCCUCAAAAAGCGUGCUGGCCAGAAACCAUUGCCGUACCCUAUAAAGAAUAUUUUUCCCGAAUGGUGGGCUAGAAAAGUUGAUUGAAGCUUCCUGAACCUGUACUUAAGUUUUUCGUUUGCCGGAUCACAUAGAUACGCCUAGAGACGCAAAGCCUUUAUCGAAACUGAUAGGGCUUCAAGCCCACACACUACCAAAAAAAUCUGUAAAAUUACAUCACAUAUGAUGUAAAUAAAAAGAAGCAUCAUAUAUGACGGAGUAUUCAGUGCCAGUUGGAAAUUACACGCCAGUAAAAUUUUGCAACGUGUAAAAUAAAAAAUGAGGUAAAAUUUAGAAACGUGUAAAAUAAAAAUGAUGUAAAUUAUAAAAUCACUGAAUAUUGGAAGAAAAACUUUCCAAUUGGAUUUUUGUUUUGUUUUAUUUAUCGUUAAUAUGAUUCAAUACUGGAAUUUUCUCGUCUCUUAGUAAAAAUAGAAAUCCUUCUAUAAUUAAUAUAAUUCAUUUUAUUAGAAGACAACAUUUUUUUAUUUCACACAUAACUUUUAUUACUUUUAUUUUCUUCCCCGACGUACCGGAUCCAAAGUUGAGCAACGUGAAUCCGCUUCCUGAACCGCAUCCCUGCUUCUCGAAGAUCUCCGGGAACCAUCAAAACCGAUUAACUUUCUCGCGCGCGGGGAAAAUACUUUGGCGCACGACUUGACUUAACAGUUUUUCUCACAUUUGUCUGGUCCUGUUCUUCACAGUUUAUAAUUUUACAUGACAUUAUCACAUUCAGUGUAUUGUAAUAUUUCAUGUCGUGUAAUUUUAAGAAAUUUCCAAUUCAGUGUUGUUGAUUAUUCUGUGUGACCAAAAAAAAGUUGUAAAAUUACAUCACAUAUGAUGGAACAAAAAAGAAGCAUCACGUAUGAUGGAAUUUUCAGUGCGAGUUGAAUAUGACACGUCUAUAAACUUCAACAGACGUUUAAAAUUUGAAAGACAUGUAAAAUAUUGAGACGUGUAAUAUUUAAUUCGCACUGAAAAUUCCGUCGUAUGUGAUGCUUUUUUUUAUUUACAUCAUAUGUGAUGUAAAUUUACAUCAAAUAAUCGCGUUCCGUGUCAAGUAAUAUUUGUGUCAUACAAAUUCAGUGCUGUUAAGGAUUCAACUUUUUUUAAUUUGUAAAUUUACAUCAAUAAAUCGCGUUCCACGUCAUGUAAUGAUACAGGUUUUCAAUUUCAGUGUUGUUAAGGAUUCAGAUUUUUUUUCUGUGCAGGACUUUCUGCAACAACAGAGAGAUCCCUUGAAAACAGAAUUAAUGCAAGAAUUGCGUAAACUACUUUCAUAUAGAGGCCGUUUAUCAUAAUCUGCUAGCAAACAGAGUUAGCUUAACGAUAACAACUCCCUUUUCUUGUAAGAAUUUGCAACAAAAGCUAUUCACUUAGAAUUUACGUCAAAUUCUCGAGAAAGUAUUCUCUUGGAAUCGAUGAGAUGUUACAAAAGCUUAGAACUGCUUGUAUGGCUACCAUCGAGGACCUAAUCGAUCAUUUUUAGCCUCGUCAUCCCCAUUCUUAUUUUCAAACAGACUCCUCGAACACCCCUUCAACUGUUUAAAUAUUGCGUCUUGUACAUGUAUGCCUAAAAAUCUCCGGGCACCUUGAAUGACGAGAGACAUUCGGUAGCCCGAAAGAGCAAAAAAUGGUGGAACGACCGAAAAGUGUU
This is a messenger RNA of Uranotaenia lowii, 7533 nucleotides long. It is a transcript of the gene Vps50, whose product is annotated as syndetin. The record is from RefSeq and is a predicted model, not a curated record. Lineage: Eukaryota; Metazoa; Arthropoda; Insecta; Diptera; Culicidae. Gene Ontology annotation, molecular function: SNARE binding. Bases 271 to 3501 code for a protein of 1076 amino acids. Gene Ontology annotation, biological process: retrograde transport, endosome to Golgi; endocytic recycling. The transcript has 7 exons. Gene Ontology annotation, cellular component: EARP complex.